This is a messenger RNA of Zymoseptoria tritici IPO323, 1278 nucleotides long. RefSeq lists its product as uncharacterized. Gene Ontology annotation, molecular function: C-4 methylsterol oxidase activity; iron ion binding. The transcript is spliced from 2 exons. Gene Ontology annotation, biological process: ergosterol biosynthetic process. The coding region runs from base 232 to 1278 and encodes 348 amino acids. NCBI's taxonomy places the organism in Eukaryota, Fungi, Ascomycota, Dothideomycetes, Mycosphaerellales, Mycosphaerellaceae. The record is from RefSeq and is a predicted model, not a curated record.
CGCUGGCACAGAUAGGGGGUACAGAACUACAGAUCUGUGGAUGCCACUCGGGCGUCGGACGCCACCUCCACACGAUUGAUCAAAGUCUGGGCCUGUCUCGCAUUUGUGUUUGGGAUCCUCGAGUCUAGACCUGUGGUAUACAUAUAUGUCUAUCGCCUUGCCCUGCCGUUUCCUGGCCUUUGAUCAAAACCAUCCACCACACCCAACUCAAGCCUUCUACACACAACAACCAUGUCGGUCCAACGCAACCCCAAGGACAGCAUGAAGUCCACAUGGCGCACCGCCGACAAGUCCACUUGGAAAUACCACCACUGGCUCUACGAUAUCCUCAAUGUCCACCCAACCGACAUCAACAAGCCGGUUCCCGUAUUCCAGAAGUCCGACAAGAUGCCCUACCUCGCUCACUGGUCAACACAUCGCUGGAUCCUCACGCAUUCCCUGUGGCCCAUCGCCGUGGCCCAGCUCUACACAUAUUACUUCGGCAAGAACAUGCCAGUCAUCGGAGCAUUUGCAUUCUACACCAUCGCGUUCCACAUCAACGCCAUCAACCACAUCUACAUCCUCCGCCGCCUCGGACACAAAUGGGGUUUCCUCGACGGCGACAAGCACGAGCGCGACCAGGUUCCUGACGUGAGCGUCAAGAAGGUUUUCGACUCGCUGUCUUUGACCGCCGUCGUCCGACCAUUGAUCACCAUCUUCCUGGCGUAUCGCAAAAACGUCGCCCCGAUCGAAUCUCUGAGCUGGUGGCUCCCGGUCGAAAUUGGAGUCUAUGGCAUCGUCCUUGAUUUCUUCUUCUACUGGUAUCACCGCGUCAUGCACGAGUACGAAGGACUGUGGAAGUUCCACCGCACGCACCACUUGACCAAGCACCCCAACCCAUUGCUCUCCUUGUACGCCGACACCGAGCAGGAAAUCUUCGACAUUGCCAUCGUGCCGAUUGCGACCUGGGCAACGAUGAAGUUGAUGGGUUUCCCAAUGGGUUUCGGAGACUGGUGGGUGUGCCAUCACUACUUGUUCUUCACCGAACUCUUCGGCCACUCCGGUCUCCGCGUCUUCAGCACGCCCGCGUCAACCAACACCUACUUCCUCCGCUUCUUCAACGCCGAGCUUGCAACUGAGGACCACGACCUCCACCACCGUCAGGGAUGGAAGAAGUCGCACAACUAUGGCAAGCAGACAUUGCUGUGGGACCGCAUCUUUGGGACGGCGGGUGACAGAAUUGAGAUGUCGGAGCAGAAUGUUGAUCGGAGCAAUACGCUUGCCUAUCCUCUGUUCUAA